UGAAGGCAAAGGUCGCACUGAUCCUCCGCCGCAUUCAUCUCUGGCCGCCGCUGGAUUUUUUUCUCCCUCCUCCUCCUUCUCCUCCUCUUCUUCUUCUCCUUCCAUCCCUCUCUCCCCUUGUCCCUCUCUCUUUUCUCUGCCUGACUGGAAUAACCGAAGCCCGUCACCGCGGCGCCUCCGUCCAUGUGUCGGAUCGCUGGAUGCUGCACAGGAUGUUGAGAGGCUGAGGAGUACUGGCGGCUGCACCGAGGCUGCGUGCCGAGCUAGCCCGUGGAGAACUGACAGGAACAGUACUGGAUGGAGGCCAAGACAUUGGAUGGCGAAUGCGAGGAAGCACACAGUACUCAGGCUCACUUGUGUUAUUUGUUCUCUUUCUUAGCUGAUCCAAAGUAGAUGCAAAGUGUUGUGCGAUGUGCCUCCUUUGUUCACCCUGUCACGCACGGAGAGAUGGCAAAAAGAAUCAGGAUAGUCAUUCGAGGCUAAAGAAACUUUUUUUUCUGCAUGUGGGAUUUGCACACGUAUUUCAGAAAAUUUGAAGGUGAUAACAAAAGAAGUGUGGACUCUAGAAAACAGUUUCAUCCACACAGCUGUGUUGGAUCAGAGACAAUAAGGAAGCCAGUAGUUUUUGAUAGUAUUCAUCAUGGGCUGGUGUCCAGGAAAGGCUUCCUGGCUACUCUUGUUAGCUGGGUUGGUGCUGACAGGAAUAGCUUUGGAGUAUGAAGGGGUUCCUGGUCAGUGGACACGCUACGGCCAGUGGGACGCCAAGACAACAGGCGAGCUCAGCUUUAUACUGAAAAGCAACGCCAGCAAAGCCCUGGUGCUCUAUCUGGAUGACGGAGGGAACUGCGACUUCCUGGAGCUCCUCAUCGCAGACGGGAGGCUCCAGGUGCGCUUCACCAUCCACUGUGCCGAACCAGCCUCCCUGCACACUGAGACACGCAUCAACGACCAGCGGUGGCACCGAGUCCUCCUCUCCCGCAAUUUCAGAGAGACCAGGCUGGUGGUGGACAACGAGGAGAAAGUGUCCGAGGUGAAGUCCAAGAGGAAAGAGAUGGUUGUGGCCAGCGACCUCUACGUGGGCGGGAUUCCACCGGACGUCCGUCUCUCCGCCCUGACGUCCAGCACGGUUAAAUAUGAGCCGCCGUUCCAGGGCCUCAUUGUCAAUUUGAAACUGGGGGAGGCGCUUCCGCUGCUGCUGGACGGUCAGGCUGUUCUCGGUGAUUUGGAGUACAUAUGUGCCGCACACUCUCCCUGCAGCAAUGGCCUGUGCUCCGUCAGCCAGGGAGAGGUCCUCUGUGACUGCAUCAAUAGCAGCAGCAGGGGAAGGUACUGCCAUGAAGCUGUCCAGAAAGAAGUGGAAGGACAGGAGGAGUCAGUUGCUACGUUCAAAGGCAAUGAGUUCUUCAGCUACAACCUGUCCCAGACUCCCAUUCAGAGCAGCUUGGACGAGAUCACGCUGUCCUUCCGAACCCUCCAGAGGAACGGCCUGCUGCUUCACACGGGGAAAUCCGCUGACUAUGUCAACCUGUCCCUGAGGAACGGAGCUCUGUGGCUGGUCAUCAAUCUGGGCUCCGGUGCUUUUGAGGCCCUGGUGGAACCUGCCAGUGGGAAGUUUAAUGACAACGUCUGGCAUGACGUUCGAGUGACACGCAACCUCCGCCAGGUGACGAUCUUGGUGGACGGCAUUCUCACCACCACGGGCUACACCCAGGAGGACUACACCAUGCUGGGCUCCGAUGAUCUCUUCUACAUAGGGGGCAGCCAAAACACAGCUGACCUGCCAGGCUCCCCAGUCAGCAACAACUUCAUGGGCUGUCUGAAAGACGUGGUCUACAAGAACAAUGAGUUUAGGCUGGAACUGUCACGGCUGGCGGAGCAGCAGGACUCCAGGAUCAGCCUCCACGGGGACCUGAUAUUCAGCUGCGAGAACGUGGAGGCCCUGGAGCCGGUCACCUUCGACACGCCGUCGGCCUACUUGACAUUGCCCAGGUGGAACACGAAGAAGACGGGCGCCAUAUCUUUCGACUUCCGCACCACAGAGCCCAGCGGCCUGCUGCUGUUCAGUCACGGCAGCCUGCAGGGAACGCAGCCCGACAAGAAGCCCAGGGCCGACUUCUUCGCCAUAGAGCUGCUGGAUGGAUUGCUCUACCUGGUCAUGGACAUGGGCUCUGGCAGCAUCAAGAUGAAAGCCAGUAACGUGAGGCUCAGUGGUGGCGAGUGGUGCCACGUGGAGUUCCACAGGAAAGGGCGCAACGGCUUUAUCUCCGUGAACAGCCAGAGCAUCCCCUUCGCCACUAAUGAAGGCAGCGAGAUCCUCGACCUAGAUGGGGACAUGUAUCUCGGAGGAUUACCCGAGGACCGCCAAGCUCUCAUGCUGCCCCCUGAGGUGUGGACCGCCUCCCUCGGCCUCGGCUACGUUGGCUGCGUGAGGGACCUCUUCAUUGACGGGCAGAGCCGCAACCUGUGGAGGCUGGCGGAAGUUCAGAGCGCCACAGGUGUCAGCAGCUUCUGCACCAGAGAGACUCACACGCGGUGUGCCAAAGACACGUGUCCCAACGGCGGUCACUGCAGAGAAGGCUGGAACCGCCAUAUUUGUGACUGCAAUGGCACUGGGUACCUCGGUCUGAGCUGUGAUAAGGAGGCCACCACGGUGAGCUAUGACGGCAGCAUGUAUCUGAAGGUGGUGCUGCCAAGGACGCUGCACACGGAGGCCGAGGACGUGUCCCUGCGCUUCAUGUCCCAGAGGGCCUUUGGGUUGCUGAUGGCCACCACGUCUCACCAGUCAGCGGACACCCUGCGUUUGGAGCUGGAUGGAGGCAGAGUCAAACUCACUGUGAACCUGGAUUGUAUCAGGAUAGACUGUAAUCUCAGCAAGGGACCAGAGGUGCUCCUGGUUGGCGACAAGCUGAACGACAACGAGUGGCACGCGGUCAAGGUGGCGCGGCGUGGGAAGAGUCUGCAGCUCUCUGUGGACAAUGUCACAGUGGAAGGCCACAUGACCGGCGCCCACACUCGCCUGGAGUUCAACAACAUCGAGACGGGGAUCAUGUCGGAGCGGCGUUUCAUCUCGGUGGUGCCCUCCAACUUCAUCGGCCAUCUGCAGGCCCUCUCCUUCAACGGGAUGCUGUACCUGGACCAGUGCAAGAACGGAGACAUCUCCUUCUGCGAGCUGAAUGCUCGAUUCGGCAUGAGGCACAUUGUGGCCAAUCCUGUAACUUUUGUGACCCAGGCCAGCUACUUGGCCUUCUCGACGUUGCAGGCCUACGCUUCCAUGCAUCUUUUCUUCCAGUUCAGGACCACCAGCCCUGACGGCCUCAUCCUCUACAACACUGGAGAUGGCAGUGACUUCAUCAUGGUGGAGAUGGUGAAAGGGUACAUUCAUUACGUUUUUGACUUGGGAAAUGGGCCGUCACUAAUGAAGGGAAACUCAGACAAGCCUCUCAACGACAACCUGUGGCACAAUGUGGUGAUAUCCCGUGACAACAACAAUAUGCACAUCCUGAAGAUUGAUGCCCGCACUGUCACACAACACACCAACGGAGCACGCAACCUGGAUUUAAAAGGGGAGCUGUAUGUUGGUGGUCUUGGGAAGAGCAUGUACAGCAGCCUGCCCAGGUUGAUAGCAUCACGGGAAGGAUACAAGGGCUGCCUGGCAUCUGUGGACUUGAACGGAAGACUCCCCGACCUGCUGGCAGACGCCCUCUACAAGGUGGGGGAGGUGGAGCGCGGCUGCGGAGGUCCUAGCACCACCUGCACAGAGGACUCCUGCCACCACCAGGGAGUGUGUCUGCAGCUGUGGGAGGGCUUCUCCUGCGACUGCACCAUGACCACCUACGGGGGGCCGUUCUGCAGUGACCCUGGGACCACGUACAUCUUUGGGAAAGGGGGCGCUCUCAUCACCUUCACCUGGGCUCCCAAUGAGCGGCCGAGCACCCGAGCCGACCGGUUGGCUGUGGGCUUCAGCUCCCAGCAGAAGGACGCCAUCUUGGUGCGAGUGGAGAGCACCCAUGGGCUCGGAGACUAUCUUCAGCUGCAUAUAGAUCAAGGGAAAAUCUGUGUCAUCUUCAAUGUGGGGACAGAUGACAUCACCAUCGACGAGCCUGCUGUCAUAGUAAAUGACGGCAAGUACCAUGUUGUGCGCUUCACACGCAGUGGUGGCAAUGCCACUCUCCAGGUGGACAACCAUCCAGUCAUUGAGCGAUAUCCGCCAGGACACUAUGAUAAUGAACGACUGGCUAUUGCUAGACAAAGAAUCCCAUACAGACUUGGUCGGGUAGUUGACGAGUGGCUACUCGAUAAAGGGAGACAGUUGACAAUCUUUAACAGCCAGGCGGCCAUUAAAAUUGGCGGCAACGACAAGGGUCGGCCCUUCCAGGGUCAGAUUUCAGGGCUGUAUUACAAUGGUCUCCAGGUGCUCAAACUGGCAGCAGAAAAUGAUCCCAGCAUUCAGGUGGAUGGGAACCUGCGUCUGGUCGGGGACUCACUCUCUGUGCUAACCACCGACACAACGUCCGCCACCCCGCUGGCAGUCUCCGAUAUGUCCACCACCAUCAUGGAAACCACCACCACUAUGGCCACCACCACCACCCGCAGGCAGCGUUCACCCAGCUUGAGGGAGAGCAUCUCAAAGCCCCAGAACUCUGAUGAUAUUUUGGUGGCUUCAGCCGAGUGUCCAAGUGACGAUGAGGACCUGGAGGAGUGUGAACCUGGAACAGGAGGUGAAUUAGUGUUGCCUAUUAUAACAGUGGAUUCCCUUGAGCCCCCAUCCAUCGCCACCCGUUACCCUGUCAUCCCUCCUCCCCCCACCCUCCUCUCCCCACUUGAUACCACCAAAGAGUCCCUCAUGCUCCCCCCUCAUCCUUCCUGCCCCCCGGACCAGGAGGACUGUGGUGACCCUGUGGAGGUCUCGGCCUUCGGCUCUGGGGAGAUGACGGAAUCUGAUGACGAGGACUUUUACAAAAAUAACUCCCCCAUGGUCACUGACAGGACAGUCCUUCCUCCACCUCCCGCCGUUGGUGAGGGUGGAGUCCAGAAACCCCGCCCCCUACCUCCUUAUGUUCCCACCACCAACCCUGACCAGCUCCACAUCCCCGCAGGCAAAAUGAACACCCGUGACCAGGUGCUUCUGCCCCCUGCUCCUCCCUCCUCCCGAAACACACCAGGACUAACUUACCCUCCCAAUUUUCCCCAUGUGCCCACAGCCAAUCCCACAGUCUCUGAUGAAAAGAGCCAACCCGGUGCCGUGGAGGUGAUCAGGGAGUCCAGUAGCACCACAGGGAUGGUGGUGGGUAUCGUGGCUGCUGCUGCUCUCUGCAUUCUUAUCCUCCUCUAUGCCAUGUACAAGUACCGCAACCGGGAUGAGGGCUCCUACCAGACGGACCAGGGCCACAGUUUUGCCAACAAUUCCACUGUGGAUGGCAACGGAGCGGUCAAAGACAAAAGCACAGCGACGGCCUCUGUGGCCAAGGCAAUCACAAAGGGCAAAAAGAACAAAGACAAAGAAUACUACGUCUGAGAGCGCAGAGGAGGGCGAGUAGUUUGGACUGAGACAAGAGGAAGAGAGAGAGAGUGCUUUCGUUUCGCUCCCUGAUUUUGUCAGGUCGACCAUCAGUGGAAUUUCAUGGGCCACAUAAAAACAGCUGCAGCCUAUUACCGAUGAAAUCUUCAUCCAGAACACGAGAUCUGACUCAUCCUCCGUGCUCCAAGGUGUGCUCCAAUCUGCAUUCACAGAUUCUUUGUUAAUGUAUCAUUUUUUUAUGUUUUUAACAAGCUGGGAGAUGCAUAUCCACUUUGGCUUUGUAUAUAGCAUGGAUAUGGUACAGUGGAGAAAGUGCUGAGAAAUGGACAGGUUUGCCUAAAUGUUUUCUUUGUUCUUUGUAAUGCUCUAUCUCAACAAGUGUCCCCAUUAUGAUAUAUGAGGCAGAACAGGCCAAUUAUUGAGUUUUUAUGGUAGAUGAGCAGAGAGAAGCCCAGGAUUUCUGACAACAGUAAAAAAGAAAGCCUUUUUUUGGAUAAGACAUCAUCUGUGCAGCCUCCAUCUUAUGUUAUGUGGUUUUUAAAACUCCCCAGUCACCCUGCCUCUGAUCACAGAAGAUGGUAUUAUGUUGCCGGUGCAGUAUCAUAAAUGAAGCAUGUCAAGCGCUCUAGUAAAAAAAAAUACAGCAAAUUUAGAUGAAUUACUAAAUCACUCAACACACUCCUGUCAAUGAAGCAUAUAUCAUGAUGGAAUCCGAUUUUUUUUAUUUUUUAUGUGAGACAUCCCAGUCAUUGAGCCAUGUCAUUCCAAGUAGGGGUAAUUGUGAACAAGUCUGACUACACCAGUGAAGGUAUUUCUCUGUAAACAUUGUUUGUAUGUACAUAUAAAGGCUGGUGGAUUGAAAAAGCAUUGUGUACGCAGGGGGAGUAGGUGUGGAUAAACCAGCCCCCUUCAACAGCUUUCACAGAAAGAUGAAAAACCGCUGCAGCCCCCCCCCCC
This is a messenger RNA of Platichthys flesus (European flounder), 6475 nucleotides long. RefSeq names its product neurexin 2a (gene nrxn2a). Bases 641 to 5515 code for a protein of 1624 amino acids. The record is from RefSeq and is a predicted model, not a curated record. Lineage: Eukaryota; Metazoa; Chordata; Actinopteri; Pleuronectiformes; Pleuronectidae. The transcript has 20 exons.